GCUCGACCACUUCCCACAGCCUCCACAACCGUCUAUUCCAAGACUGACCGACACAGAGCCACACAGCAGCAGAGACGUGGCCACCCCCCUCCCUCUCCCUCACCCCUCRGACCACAGAUACAAARGUGACUCUGCGGACCCCGCCCACAACCUCCCCGCUCUCCCCCCGUACCCCUCCAACCACACCCACAGCUCUGUGUCUGAGCAACCACUACCACCUCCAACGCCCGCUCCCAAGCCCCAGAAUACAGGCCUCAUCAUCAUGCCACAUUGGGCUCUCCUAGGCCUGGAAACCUCCUCAACCACAUCCUCCUCCUACGGACUAUCUUCCCAGGAAUUCCUGCCUGGCCCUUGCACCCAUCAGGCUGAACCAUCAUCCAGCAGCUGCUGCUCCCCCCAUGGCACAGAGCUGGAUCCUGCCCCAAACCAAGCCUGCUCCUUGGGCUCCACCCAGCUCCCCUCUCCCUCCCCCGGGAGACCCGCUGGACUGGACACGGAGGAGGGAGCAGCUGAUUCAACACUAGAGCCGCCACCCUCCCCCUCUUCCCACUCUCCUUUUUUCUCCUACCAGCCUGCCAGUCUGACGGUUCCCUCCUCAGGUGGGACUCGUUCUCCCUCUCCUCAGUUUGCUCCACAGAGGCUGACGGACCAGCCCCCUGUCUCUGUGUCUAUGCAGGAUGAAGCCCAGAGCAGGCCAGAGAACAGGACGAACACUGUGAUGGAGAUGAGCAAUGUAGGGAAGAAGGUCCCUGUGAAGAUCGUCCAUGCUGAGAGCACCACAGAGAGGGAGAGCCGCCAGUACCUGCUGCACAGCGAGAAAAAUAGGGCCCCUGGAGUUUCAGAGGGGCCCAACCUUCCCCCGCCCCUACCGACCAGCCUGCCCUCCCCUGAGCCGCAGCCCUACUCCCUGUUCCGUGCCUACACACCCUACACACGCCAUGGGCCCCAGAGUCCCCCCAGGGASCCAACCCUCACUGUAGCCCCAGAAGAGGCCCUGUCCCCUGGGCAGUCUCAGACCAACGGACCCUCCGGUACCUCCACCAUGGGUCCCCAGCAGCCUCAGAAGAGUAACUCGGAGGAGGAUGUGAAGAGAGAGGAGCUGGCCAGAGACAUCAUGGACAAGGAUAAGUCCCUGGUGGACAUCUUGGACCAGAGUAAGAUGAAGACCACCAUGGAUCUGAUGGAGGGGAUCUUCCCCCAGGGGGAGCAGAUCUUGGAUGGGGGGCACCAGAGGAAGAAAGUCUCCCCCAAACAGGGAUUGCCGCCCAGGGGKAUGGAUGACKGGUGAGCUGACUGGGAYUGGGAUCUGSCAGUCCAGAAAUAU
Molecule: messenger RNA, 1324 nt
Organism: Salvelinus sp. IW2-2015
Lineage: Eukaryota; Metazoa; Chordata; Actinopteri; Salmoniformes; Salmonidae
Product: protein Shroom2
Biological process (GO): actin filament organization
Cellular component (GO): apical plasma membrane; apical junction complex; cortical actin cytoskeleton
Molecular function (GO): actin filament binding
Source: RefSeq, a predicted model, not a curated record